This is a messenger RNA of Protopolystoma xenopodis, 522 nucleotides long. Lineage: Eukaryota; Metazoa; Platyhelminthes; Monogenea; Polystomatidea; Polystomatidae. The record is from the annotation of a GenBank genome assembly.
AUUCCUGACGAGCUGAGCAUAAACAAGCUGGAAGGCCUAAAGGACGAGCUGGAGGCGCGCUACCUGCCUCUCUACGAGAAGUACACAGCCCUUCGUGAUGACAUCCUUAGGAUCGCCGACGAAAUAGACUAUCGACCCGCCAACUCUGACGAAGCGCGUCUUCUUGGGUACGGAGUGGAUCCACGGACUGCGGCGUCUUCGUCACAAGUGGCGAAGGGGUUCCAGUUGAAUGGACAGAACGCACCCGGAACUGUGAAACGGAUCAGUGUGGAUCUGGGCCUUCGAAAUGCUCUGGCCACCGAGCAACCGGGGCUAGAAGCCAUCGUUGCCGGCAGCGGCGGUGGCAGCGCCAACAAGUCCGACCGCCUCAACGAUCUAAACGAGAUGGAUGCCUCUUUCUCAGCAGAGACGGAACCGACAUUGAAUGAAAUCAUUCUUGAGGUGAAACUGGCAUUUUUGUCUGCCCUUUCGUCACACACAAGCCUCCCCACCCACCCCUUUCAGCCUUCAGUAGACGCCUAA